AUGUUCGGACGUCUGAAGCAGAAGGUCAAAGAGAAGACAGGCCGCGCAAAGGCAACAAGCCUCCCCAUCGAAGUCGACGAAUCUGUGACAUACUUCAAGAAUCUGCUGCCACGUGUCAAGGAUAUUCACAAGCAUAUGACCGAUCUCAGCGAUGUGUACAAGUGGCAGAAGAAGGCGAAUUUUACGGCCCCGUUGGAAAACUACUCCCGCUUAGGGGACAAUAUCAAUGUGACGCCGUUCAUUGAAGCAGUCAACGCGCGGAUUUCAGCGGAGACAGAUUCAGCGAAAGGGGUCCAAAACGAGUGUGAAAAGUACAAAGCGUAUUACCAGAACGAUUGCCGCCUGCACCAGGAGAACAUUUCCUAUCUAAACAAGUCGCGUCUCGAUAUGGACGGCGCCGCUGAUAAGUUUGCCAACGCCGAGACCGACGCCAACAAGAUGCGUCUGGAUAUGGCGACGAAGGAGUUCGAGGCGGCGUGCGGCAGAAUGCGCGACCUGGCCGCCCAAAUCAAAGAAAUCGAAUCGAAUCACUCUUCGUGGCAGGACACGAUCAUGAAGGAGAUGAAAGUGGCGUUCCGUAAAUAG
Messenger RNA from Caenorhabditis briggsae, 585 nucleotides. The transcript has 4 exons. The record is from RefSeq and is a predicted model, not a curated record. Bases 1 to 585 code for a protein of 194 amino acids. NCBI's taxonomy places the organism in Eukaryota, Metazoa, Nematoda, Chromadorea, Rhabditida, Rhabditidae.